Messenger RNA from Cooperia oncophora, 231 nucleotides. NCBI's taxonomy places the organism in Eukaryota, Metazoa, Nematoda, Chromadorea, Rhabditida, Trichostrongylidae. The record is from the annotation of a GenBank genome assembly.
AUGAUUCAGCAUGGUCAUUUUGCAAGCGAGGUGAUCAAAAAACGCCUCGAAGAACUUCACGCUUUAUGGGACAAGCUGUUCUUCAAACUAAAAGAUAAGGGUAUUAAGCUUCAACAAGCACUAAAAUUACUUCAAUUUAUUCGACAGUGUGACGAGUUGCUUUACUGGAUUAGGGAUAAGGAGGCUUAUGUGACUGCCGAAGAUAUGGGUAUGGAUCUGGAGCACGUAGAA